AUGGCAGGACUCAUCGAAACGCAGCUUCUCAUAAACAACAAGCUUGUGCCGGCAAGCGACAACGCAACAUUUGAUUUGUUUUCGCCACAUACUGGAGAGCUUGUAGCAAAAGUCGCGGAGGCAACCGUCUCAGACGUAGAUGCUGCAGUGGACGCUGCUCAGGCCGCCUUUCCAGCAUGGAGUGCUCUCUCGCCACAACAACGCGGUGUGCCGCUAAAGAAAAUGGGCGAACUUGUCAUUUCAGAAAGAGAUGAACUGGCCCAACUCGACGCAAUUGCAAUGGGCCGACCAGUCAGCACAUACAUCGAUUCGAACUAUGCAGCAACACACUUCAAUUAUUUUGCUGAAGCUGCAUACCCUCAAGGCCACACUAGCUUGAACACUCCAGGAUUCAUUAAUAUGAGCUUAAGGCAGCCGUUCGGCGUUGUAGCUAUCGUCAUUCCUUGGAACGCACCAUUGAUAUUCUUCUCGAAAAAGGUUGCGCCAGCUGUAGCCGCGGGUAACUGCGUUGUGGUAAAGACCAGCGAAAAGGCGCCUUUGACACCGUGGAAAGUCUCGCAGUGGAUAGAAAAGUGCGGCUUCCCACCAGGUGUUAUCAAUGUCCUCUCUGGUCACGGACCUGUGUCUGGUCAGGCGUUAGCAGAGCACAUGAAAGUUCGGGCACUAUCGUUCACUGGCUCAACACGGACCGGACGUGCUAUUCAGAUCGCAUCCGCCAAGUCGAACUUGAAGAAGGUCGUUUUUGAACUCGGAGGAAAGUCGCCGGCCAUCAUCUUUGACGACGCGGAUAUUGAGCUAGCAGCGAAAGAGACUGAGAACAGUAUCAAUUGGAACUCUGGCCAAACAUGCAUGGCGAACAGCAGAAUAUACGUCCAAGACAGCAUCAGAGACAAGUUUGUCGAAGUCUUUACUCAACACGCCAAAAACAGGAAACUGGGCGACCCUACCAGCACAGACACAAACCAUGGGCCCCAGGCCGAUAAGACACAGCACGAAACUGUACAAAAGUACAUCGCUGUCGGCAAAGAAGAAGCGAAGACAACCAUAGAUACCAAUUCUUCGUACUCAACUCCAGACUCGAAAUCUCUUCUCGUGCACCCUGUCAUCUUCACCGAUGUAUCCGAGCAAUCACGCAUAGCCAAGGAAGAAAUCUUCGGCCCAGUCGUAAUGAUCAAUUCCUUCAAGACCGAGGAGGAAGCCAUUGCCAAAGCCAACGACACCGAGUUCGGGCUGUACGCGGCGUUGUACACCAAGGACCUUGAGCGGGCCAUGCGCGUGGGCAAGAAGCUGGAGAGCGGCAUGGUGGGAAUUAAUUGCACGAGUCCGACGGGAUGCUGGGAUUUGCCGUUUGGAGGGUGGAAGGGGAGUGGGACGGGGAGGGAGAGUGUGUUGGAGAGCAUGGAGCAUUAUCUUGAGCAUAAGAGUAUGUAUGUUAGGGUUAAUGGGAUUGGAGGAUAG
Parastagonospora nodorum SN15 is the source of this 1458-nucleotide messenger RNA. RefSeq lists its product as hypothetical. The record is from RefSeq and is a predicted model, not a curated record. Lineage: Eukaryota; Fungi; Ascomycota; Dothideomycetes; Pleosporales; Phaeosphaeriaceae. Bases 1 to 1458 code for a protein of 485 amino acids. The transcript has 2 exons. Gene Ontology annotation, molecular function: aldehyde dehydrogenase (NAD+) activity.